AUGAGCCGUCGUGUAUACCCACCACUGAAUACUCAACCUCAAAUGCCUAAUGUCCAACAAGGCCCUGUUGGCUUGACUCAACCAUCGAUGCCAAAUGUUCCUCAGUAUCAACAACAAGUGGGAGGACCUAUUGGGAUGCCUACCAUCCAACAAAACGUCCCUCAAAAUGUUCCACAACAAAUCCCACAAUAUCAACAGCCAGUCUAUCAACAACCGCCUCAACAAACACUUCCUCAAAGUGUGCCACAACAACAAUACCCACAAGGAAAUACUUUGCCCCUACAACAAAACAUCGUCGGAACUCAACAACAACAACAACCGGCACAAGCACAGACACAAGAAAAUAAAAACGUCGAACAAAACAGUAUGCCCGCACCAACGUUAAUCAGUUCAGUACCAACGAGUUAUAAUAUGAUCUCCCCACCUCCGUCAAAUCUCCAACCGUUCACUGCUGCAGUCGACAACAAAAGUUCACCAAAGAAUAUCCGUCUGUCCGUAUUUACCCCAUCGUCGAAAGUGGGUCUCCAAAAGCAACUGAGCAUCCCACUGAGCUGCGAGAUCACUCCAUUUGCGAAAAUGUUUCCCGGCGAGAAACUCGACUCGAUUAAGGCGGAUCCAAAGAACAUUAAAAGGUGCCCGAGAUGUGGGGGGUAUGUCAAUCCCUUCUGUGCAUUUGAAGAAGGGGGAAAGAAGAUGAA
Entamoeba invadens IP1 is the source of this 698-nucleotide messenger RNA. RefSeq lists its product as hypothetical. NCBI's taxonomy places the organism in Eukaryota, Evosea, Mastigamoebida, Endamoebidae. Gene Ontology annotation, biological process: endoplasmic reticulum to Golgi vesicle-mediated transport; COPII-coated vesicle cargo loading; intracellular protein transport. The annotation marks the transcript as partial. The record is from RefSeq and is a predicted model, not a curated record. Gene Ontology annotation, cellular component: endoplasmic reticulum exit site; COPII vesicle coat. The transcript has a single exon. Gene Ontology annotation, molecular function: SNARE binding; zinc ion binding.